GGAACAGAUCGCGGCCAGAUGGGUGUCAGCAACAAGCCCGAGCAGAGGCUGCUGCUGUCUUACUGCUCCUUCACCUGCAUCUACCUGCCCGGGAUCCUAACCUGGACGCUGGUGAAGUUCAACGACAAUCUGUCCGCCAACGUCGGCACGUACAAAUUCCUACCCGUGCUGAUGAUACUGACGUUUGCCGAGGUGAUAAAGCUGCUGUUUCCCAUGCUGCAAGCGGAGGCGCCCACCAUAAUCAAGAUCGAGCAGCGCGCCCCGCCAAAGGCGAGCAAGAGAUCCUGGGCGAAGAGCCUGCGGGAGGUCUUCAAGUUCACGCUCACCGCCCUCGCGCUGUCGACGGCCUACUACGUGACGAUCGUGCUGUUCGGCGCGCCCGUGCUGACCGACCACGAGGAGACGACGAUGCUGGUCGUCACCCUGAUCACGUUGACCUUCGUGUCCACCAGUCUGCACCUGGGCGUGGACAGCGCGUUGGACGUCCUCACGGGGACUUACUCCCCCCAGAGGGGCAACAUCCUCGCGGAUGCCCUGAAGCUCAACAUACAGGCGACGAUACUGGGCACUUGGCUGGGCGCCACUGUCAUCCCUCUGGACUGGGACCGUCCCUGGCAGGCCUGGCCGAUUCCCUGUGUCAUAGGCGCCCUGCUUGGCUACCUGAUCGCCCACUUCGUCACUCUCAUCAAGACGCUUCCCGCGCCGAAACUGCACAGGAAGGUCCAUCGAUGAGUAAUGGACACUUGUGUGCGGUGAAAAGAAAAAAACAUUCCAGUUUCUCGAAUAAUAUUUUAUCGAAUAGACGGUACGCUGAUUGUCUCAUCCUGCAUUUUGAUGUAUACUGUGUAUACUAGAGGCCACAUAGACAUAGAGAUUUAAUUGAGCAUGCAUUAAUUAAUAUACAUCUACCCAUCUCCUUCGUGUAAAUUUAAUUACAUUAUUUGUGAUGUGUAGAUUGUGAUAUACAUACUUAUGAGUUGAGAUAGCAAUAAUCCUGUCUUUUAUACAUAAAAUCAUGUCUUUUAUAUAUAUAAUUUAUAUAUAGUAAUAAUAUUUAUAAUCUCUACCAAAUUAAUUUGGUUGAUUUAUUUUCCAGCUCAUUCAUAUUCUACUAGGUUGAUAUCAUAAGUAGCUUGUGUUGGCAUCUCAUUUUUCGCGUGUGUAUCCUUUUCUUUCACGUUCUUUGUAAUUAUCCGACUUGUGAAAAAAAAUUCAAUCUUAUACGUAUGCAAUAAAAUUAUCACUAUUAUUAAAAUUUUGAAGCAAAUAAUUCUGCUGGAUGAAUUCAUUGCUGAUUAAGUUAAUCCGAGAUUAUCUUUAUCGAAGUCAUCCUUAAUAUUGAAAUUCGAGUCAUAUAUAAAUUUCGCAAGUAAUGGUAACUAAGAAAAAGCAAAUCGAUACACGUUAUCAGACAUAUUGAUAAUGCACUUACAUAACGCUACUUUUAUUACGUCAGAGUAGGCCUUUCAUCCUUUAUAUCAGUUACGAAAAUAAGAAUAAAACGCGCAAAUGGAAAUGCUAUAUUUUAUGCAAAAAAGCUACUUUUAAGUGAUUGAAUUUGCGUCAAAAUUCGGGACAAUAUUUUAUUCAUAUUUUUAUAUACUCUACAAGAAACUGAAGAAUGGAA
Messenger RNA from Wasmannia auropunctata (little fire ant), 1627 nucleotides. It is a transcript of the gene PIG-F, whose product is annotated as phosphatidylinositol-glycan biosynthesis class F protein. The coding region runs from base 19 to 732 and encodes 237 amino acids. The transcript has a single exon. The record is from RefSeq and is a predicted model, not a curated record. Lineage: Eukaryota; Metazoa; Arthropoda; Insecta; Hymenoptera; Formicidae. Gene Ontology annotation, cellular component: endoplasmic reticulum membrane. Gene Ontology annotation, biological process: GPI anchor biosynthetic process.